AGUCUUCGGCUGGUUACUUCCUGUUCCAAGGUUGUUUUCUCUGCGGGAGAAAAUAGCGGUUCUGUGAACCAACGUAGUUGUAAUCCAGAUCCUGGCAGUCAGACCUGGAGGGGAGAAACACCGGGCAAUACAACCAUCGACCUGUGCGUCACGUCAAACCGUGUUCACCUGUUCGCUAACGUUAAACUGCGGUGAGAUGAACAUCAGAGGGGCGGGUAGCUAGUUGACUGGAUAAAGCGACUAAAUAGCCCGCCCUUUCGAGUUAGAAAGUAAAACAAACGCAGCAGUUUGUUUGCCAGAAGCUCCUGCUUUUUUCUCCCCGUGACUAACAUUAGCAGGAAGUGGUGGCCACUUGACGUUAGCUAGCUCUGUGCUCCCAAACAACCAGCCGUCAUUAUGUCAAAAUACACCAGCUUUCCAGAGGCGGUGGACGACCACAACCCUUUCCAGGACCCUGCGGUGACUCAACACAGCAGCAACACAGGAUACGCCACUCUGGACCUUUAUAACCCAUUUGAUAACACGACUGGGCCUCCACCACCAUAUGAAGCCACCUCUCCCUCAGCUCCAUCUGCACCUGCGCAGACCCCACCCAGCAGGACAACACCUACCGAGCCUCGUAACUAUGGCUCCUAUAGCUCCCAGACUGCAGUGAAUGCUACCACAGCAGAGCUCCUGAAGAAGCAGGAGGAGCUGGAGAAGAAAGCCCGUGAGCUGGAGAGGAGAGAGAGGGAGCUGGAGUCACACAGCCUGGGACCUGGAGCCACCCGUCAAAAUAACUGGCCGCCGCUGCCUUCAUUCUGCCCUGUGGGCCCCUGUUUCUACCAGGACAUCAAUGUGGAGAUCACUCAGCGCUUCCAGCGCACCGUCACCAUCAUGUACUACUUCUGGAUGUUCUGCACUUGCACGCUGCUCUUCAACCUGAUCUCCUCCCUGGCCAUGUUCUGUGUGGACAGCACCGGUGGUGUUGGGCUGGGCCUCGCCAUCCUCUGGGCACUCCUCUUCACCCCCUGCUCCUUCAUCUGUUGGUACCGGCCUGUGUACAAAGCCUUCAGGAGUGACAGCUCCUUCAAUUUCUUUGUCUUCUUCUUCGUUUUCUUUGCCCAAGUGGUCACCAACGUCAUCAUGACCAUUGGUAUCCCUGGAUGGGGUUUCAGCGGGUGGAUUGUGAGCUUGGCUGCUCUGAAGUCCAGUGUCCCCGUUGGUGUGAUCAUGAUGAUGAAUGCUGUCCUCUUUACUGCCCAAACCGCCAUGGGGGUUGUCAUGUUGAAGAAGGUCCACAGUCUGUACAGGCAGACCGAUGCCAGCUUUCAGAAGGCCCAGGCCGAGUUCGCCACCGGAGUCAUGUCCAAUCAGGCCGUACGCCAGGCCGCUACCAGCGCUGCCACCAGCGCUGCCCAGGGGGCCUUCACUGCACCUCGAUAGAGAGGGACGAGAGGGGUUGGGAGGGUAAGAAGUGGAGCAGGAUGAGGAUGAGGGCCCAUUCAGCUUAAUAGAGGAUCUGUCAGUAUUUAUUUCCCCACAGGUGAUUAGAAUUUGACUGGGGGUUGAAACUGAGUCUGUGUAAUUACUGCUGAGCAACUGAACUUCAGGCCAUGUGCAUGAGACCGAGGUGGGGUUUAAUUUCUGAAGGUGUAUAGGACAAGUUAGCUACAUUGCCAAACCAGGACCUAACAAACCACCAAAUUUUGAGUAAAGAAACAGAAACAUGGUGUGCGAUGUGAAAAAGAAUAAGAUAAUGAAGCUGUAUCAAAUUUAGCGCAGUUGUACCAAGUGUCAGUGGAUGCAGGGUUGUUGUUUUUUUUAUGAAAAGACAAGCUGUGUGCCAAGCAGUUGUAGCCUCGAUAUUUUUACCUGGAUGUACAUUGUGUUUAUGAGGAGCCAUGUUUGAGACAAAGCGUAGGAGCUGAACACUUCAAUGUUGCCAUUCUAACAUUUGAUCCAUAACUGAGUGGCUCAACUUUUGGUCAAUGCCAUUUUUUGUUUUUGUUGCUUAAGUGUAAACUAACAAGUUGUUUUGUUAUUAUUUUCAAAUGAGAAUGCCUAUUUACCUUAUUGCCAAAAGAUUAUGAACAUGUGUUGUUUGGGUUACACUAUAUCUGUCACUGUUCUGUUGGUAUUGCUUGUUGUUCUUAAUGAUUAUUACAGGUCACUGUCUUGGUUUUAAUAAAAAUGUAUUGUCAUGCAA
This is a messenger RNA of Micropterus dolomieu (smallmouth bass), 2188 nucleotides long. It is a transcript of the gene scamp3, whose product is annotated as secretory carrier membrane protein 3. The transcript has 9 exons. The record is from RefSeq and is a predicted model, not a curated record. The coding region runs from base 397 to 1425 and encodes 342 amino acids. Gene Ontology annotation, biological process: protein transport. Lineage: Eukaryota; Metazoa; Chordata; Actinopteri; Centrarchiformes; Centrarchidae. Gene Ontology annotation, cellular component: trans-Golgi network membrane; recycling endosome membrane.